UUCAGGGUCACACAUCAGAUAUCCUGCAUAUCAGAUAUUUACAUUACCGUUCAUAACAGUAGCAAAAUUACAAUUACAAAUUAGCAACGAAGUAAUUCUAAUGUGGUUGGGAAUCACCACAACAUGAGGAACUGUACUAAAGGGUCACAGCAUUAAGGAGGUUAAGAACCACUGAAUUGUAAACCAAGCUAGCAUCACAUCUGCAGCACCUUCCUGGCUUCUGCUUCUCGCAUACUGGGAAUCCCAGACACCACUCUGGGCGAGGCUUGGUCCUUUGAUAGAAAGGUUCAUGGUUAUGCUGUCGCACAGGGGAAGGAUAUAGAUUAAAAUCAGCCAAGGAAGUCUGGUGUGGUGUCAUAGGCUCUAAUCCCAACACUUGGAAAGCAGAGGCAAGUAGAUCUCUUUGUUUUCAAGGUCUCCCUGGUCAUAGCAAUUUCCAGGCCAACCAGAGUUAUAUAAUGAGACCCUGUCUCAGGAAAAAGGAAAAAAAAAAGUGGAUAGGAGGAUUGUAAGCCCAGCCUAGGCUAUAUAGCAAGACUAUUUCCCAAAGACAACAGAAAGAAAACCAAAACAAAAAAUAAAUUUAGGGCUGGAGGGAUGGCUCAGAGGUUAAGAGCACUGGCUGUUCUUCCAGAGGUCCUGAGUUCAACUCCCAGCAACCACGUGGUGGCUCACAACCAUCUACAAUGAGAUCUGGCGCCCUCUUCUGGCCUGCAGGCAUACAUGCAGGCAGAACACUGUACACAUAAUAAAUAUUUUAAAAAAAAAUAAAAAUAAAAUAAAAUAAAAAUUUAAAACUCAGCCAAUUAGAAGACAGGUGUGGACCAGGGUCCAGUUAAGUUCCUAGCACAAACAUCUGGGUGUUCUUGCUGGUGGAGCCACGGACUGCAGUGACUUCUGGCAGCAUGGUAUGAUAAUGGACAUGGAAUACUGCAGACCAGGAAGCAUGCCUGCACCCAGAGCCCAGAGUUUCCAUGGGAUCUUGGUCAGGCAGACAUAGUUAAUCACCCUUCCAAGACUGAGCUAACAGAGUGUGGUCCAAGCUCUCAUCAUCAUCCAGAUUAUUAUCAUAGACUCUCUGGUACACCCCCCCCCAACCCCCACUUACCAGAAACUAUGUUCCCUGGCUUAGAAAUACUCCCCAAAAGCCAAGGAUGAAGACUGACAUCUCUUAGGGUAUCAACAGGGUUCUAUGUAUCCUGAGUUUUUUUUAUAUGUACCCGAAAGUGACCUUGAACUUUUGAUCCAUCUCCUGAGUGCUGAGACUACACAGCACUAGAGCUUGAACUCCAGGGCAUUGUGAAUGCUAUGAAAACUCUACCAACUGGCCAUAUCCCCUAUUAAAACGUCCUUCUGGAUUCCCAUGACGUCAGAGUGAAGUCUGUCUGGCUUACAUGGUCACUGUCCCUGGCUCCAAUCUUUGUUGGCUUUGGUUUUUGCCUACACUCCAGCUCCCAAACCUGUCCCCUUUCCUGGUGUAAGCUGUUGUGGAAUAUUUAGUAGAAGAUGUGUUACAUUCCUUUAUGCUGUGGAAUAUUUGUUUAACAUGCAAAGAUGUGUUGCAUUCUUUUUUUUUUUUUUUUUCUUGAGACAGGGUUUCUCUGUGCAGUUUUGGUGCCUGUCCUGGAGCUCACUCUGAAGACCAGGCUGGCCUCGAACUCACAGAGAUCCGCCUGCCUCUGCCUCCCAAGUGCUGGGAUUAAAGGCGUGGGCCACCACCGCCUGGCAGUGUUGCAUUCUUUUAUGUUGCAUUUGUUUAACUCUGAAACUGUUACUAUGUCUGUCUAAAACACCGGAUUCCUCUAAUAAAGAGCUGAACAGCCAAUAGCAGGAGAGGGAUAGACAGGGCUUCCAGGCACAGAGAAUAAAUAGGAGGAAAACUCUAGAGAAGAGGGAGGAGUGAGAAAAGGGGCGAGGAGGACACCAGGGGCCAGCCCCCCAGUCAUACAGCCAGCCAAGGAGUAAGAAGGAAAAAAAGAUACACAAACAGAGGUAAAAAGCCCAGAGGCAAAACGGAAUAAUUUAAGUUAGAAAAGCUGGCUAGAAACAAGCCAAGCUAAGGCUGGGCCUUCAUAGGAAUAAGUCUCUGUGUAUUUAUCUGGGAGCUCGGUGGCAGGCCCCCAAAGAGUAAAAAAAGCCUUCCCUUUUUAUCUUACCAACUCAGGUUCCACAAGCACUUAUUGAUCCAGGUCUUGUUCUAGGAGCUGGGGAUACAGCGUGAGGAUACAGGUUCUCCCUUUGACAGCUUUCAGGGACCCUUUUCAGAGUGGUGAAACCACAGGACCCGGGCACCCACGAUUUGGUCUGGUGUGAGAGCCGUGGCAGCUCCUGGUUCUGUGUAAAUUGCACUGUUUGUGUGGGUUGUCGUUAUUUUUCUCCGGAUCUGGUAGCUGUACCCUAUUCUCAGAGGUCCUCUCUCAUCCUGCAGACCCGUGCCUCCCCUCUGGGAUCAUAAGGGUCCUGGUGUCCUUCUUGCCUGCUCUGGCGGCUUUAGGCUGUCAGUCUCUGAUCCUGGGUGUGGCCUCCUCCCAAUGGCAGGAAGCAGGGCAGGCUGAGAUGCCGCGUGCCGGGAAUCCCCAGCGCAAAGGGGACACUUAACUAUCGCAGCCGGCUAAAGCGGGAGUGUCAGCGGUGGAGGUGGGAAGCUCUCAGCAGGCUCUGCUUCCCGUGUUGGGGAUGGGGAGGGGGAUGGGGCAGGGGCGGGGUCUAUUCGGAGAGAUCUGGAGGCAGCACCGCCUCCUAGGCCUAGAGCCAUCCUGUAAUCGCCUGACUGGGACCCAGCGUGUAACAGUGCCUGUUUGUGGUUGCUUCCGUUUUAGAACCCUGGGGUGCGAAUUCUAUCCCUGCCCAAGGAGCAGGGCAAGACAGGGCGCUCAGUCUGGGGUACCGGGGUCUCACUUGGUCACCAUGAGUAAUCAGGCGCGGACGCCCGCUCCCUCCCCGGCCCAGCCGAACACUCCAUCCCCGACACCGACUCCCAUCCGAACCGCGACCUCGGUCAGAACCCCAGUCCCGGCUCACAACCCGACUCCGGUCCGAACUUCCACCCGGGGCCGGGUCUCGACCCCGGCCCACAACCAGACUCCGGUCCAAACCUCCACCCCGGUCCGGGCUCCUGCCCAGGUCCCGACCUCUCCUCCAGUCCGGUUCCCAACCCCAGCCCCAGCCCCAGCUCCAGCCCCACCCCCAACCCCAGUCCCAGCACCAGUGCGGACCCCAGCACCGGUCCGGACCCCAGCACCAGUCCGGCCCCCGAAAGUAGCCCGAGUCUUUCCCACGAUCCCUCCGGCGGAGUCCUUGCCGAGCUCGGCCUCACCCGUGGCUCAGCCCUCUUCUUCCAGGCGUGCUAGCUCUGUCUCAAAGGAUCCCAUGCUCGCUCAAAAGCAGGAACCUUCGACCCACAGACUAGCGGAGGCCAUCCAGGGUCCCCUUCCGGUGCUCACUGCUGCGGCCUCAAAGACACUGGCCUCCGCUCGGGACUCCACCCCUCAGUUAGACUCCUUGGCUUCCAAUGCCAUGGCCUCCAGUACAUUGGGCCCCCCUCCGGACGCCAUCCCUGUACUAGAGUUCUUCGCCACCCAGCUAAAGGAGGCCCCUGCUCUGGGUCGGCUCCCCCCACUUUCCCCAUCACCCAGCUUCGUCUGCACCAAGGAGGUCGCCUCGACCAGCGAGAACAUCCCACCGGCCAACAGAAUUUUGAUUCGUGUGAUAUACUGUGGCCUCUGAAGCUAUGGCCUUCGGUACAUCCUUCUGAGAAAAACCCUGGAGCAUCAAUUUCCAAACCUUCUGGAGUUUGAGGAGGAAAAGGCUUCCCAGGCAACGGGAGAGUUUGAAGUGUUUGUGAACGGGAAGCUGGUUCAUUCCAAGAAGAAAGGUGAUGGGUUUGUGGAUGAGUCCAGUCUGAAGAAACUUAUGGGUAUUAUCGAUGAGGAGACCAAGAAAAGGUAGCAGCAAUAGUGGAGCUGGAGCUGAGUGAGGAGGAGUGCAAGGCCAGGAGCCGGUGUGAAAGUAAGUGAGCCGCGGCCGCGGCGGCAGGGCCACCUUCGCCAGCUCAGCCGACCCUCAUCCUUAACACCACGGCACAUCACAUCUUUUAUUUCCAUUUUACAUUGAGGGGAUGGCACACAUGAAUGUCAAGGCAUGUAUGUGGGAGUCAUCACAGUGUAGCAGCUGGGGAUUGAACUCAUGUCACCAAACUUGGCAACAAGCACCUAUACUCACUGAGCACUAUUGCCCCCCCACUCCCCUUUUGAGACAGUCUUACUGUAUAGCCCAGGCUGUCCUAGAGGCCAUUGUGUAGUCCAGGCUGCCUUCGAACUCCCAGCCGUCCUCUUGCCUCAGCCUCUUAAGUGUUGGUCUUACAGGUCUGAGCUCCCCCCUCCAGCCCUUCAACUCUUCACACACACACUCUUUUUUUUGUUUUUUUUUUUUUUGAGACAGGUUAUCACCUAGCUCAGGAUGGCCUCAAAUGUUACGAAGCUACUGAUCCACAUGCCUCUACCUCCCAGUUGCUGGGGAUUACAGGUGUGCCCACCAUUCCCAGUUUAUUAGGUUGGGGAGUGAAGCCAGAGCCUGUGCAUGCUAGGCAAGCAUUCUGCCAACUGAACCACAUGCCCCCUCCCCCUUGGCCUCAUUCCUCCUGUCUCCCUGCAGUGCUGAGGUCUGACCUGGGCCUCAUACCUGUGAGGCGAGGACUGCACCACGGAGCUGCAGCCAAAGCCUUUUUUCUUUCUUAUUUUGAGAUAGGUUCCUCCUAAAAUGACCCAGGCUAACCUUGGGUUUGCAAUCCUCCAGCCUCGGCUUUCCAUUAGUUUGGAUGACAGGCCAGCAACACUGAGCCUGGCUUGUCAAUGGGAUCAUUGAGAGAGUUCCAGGCGAGGACUCCCAGAGUGAUGGGUAAGACAUGGCUGUCACUAGGGCCCUGUGGUUAUCAGAAGAGCAUAAGAAUGUUGUCUUAUCUUCUGGUUGUAGAGUGGUGCACUCGCUUUUAAAAUUUAUGAUGGGUGUGAUAGCCACAGCACUCAGGAGGCUGAGGCAGGAGGAUUGAGACCAUCGUGGACUGCACAGACAGAGAGGCCCUGUUUCAAACAACAAGAUGUAACCAAAGCUAAAGCAUUAAAAAUCCAGUUUUUAGUUAGCCAGCCACAUGUCAACUGCUCAACAGCAGCAUGGGGCUAGCGUAUUGGGCUAGGGUUAGGUUAAUCUGUAUUGGAUUGUAGAUACAGAGCACAAAAUCAAUCCAGAGAGCUUCUAAUUCUAUUAGUAGCAUUAUUCUAAGAUAUUAAAAGAUGUCUGCAAUCAUUUACAUACCCUUUAUGCUUAGGUUUUCUUCUUGGAUUUGCAAGGGAUGGACUCCAGGAAUUUGGCUUCAUAAGCAGUUGCUCUGCCACUGAGCCACGCCCCAGCACCUCACUGGGGGAUUCUAGGCAGGUGCUGUAUUACUGAGCCACACCCCCAGCCCCUUACUGGGGGAUUCUAGGCAGGGGCUCUACCACUGAGGCACACCCCCAGUCCCUCACUGGGGGAUUCUAGGCAGGGGCUCUACCACUGAGCCACACCCCAGCCCCUCACUGGGGGAUUCUAGGCAGGGGCUGUACCACUGAGCCACACCCCCAGCUCUUCUCUGGUGCAUCCUAAGAAAGCACUCUACUUCUGAGCCUGAUAUUGAAAGUUUUUGUCUCUAAACUCUGGGAGCUAAUAAGUACUUCAGGUUGGCCUAAAACUCAAGAGUAUCUUGCCCUAGCCUCCUACGUGCUGGGAUUGCAGGUGUAGGCUGCCACUUGGUUCUAAGGGACAAGUUUUAAAAAUGGGAAUAUGAGGCCGUUAUGACACCUGAAAAAAGACUGAAUGUCUUCAUUGUACCAGGCUUUUUCUUUUGGGCCACCAACCGGCUCCCAAAUCAUGACAGAGACUUAUUAUUAGUUUUGAAUGCUCGGCCUCACUUAGGCUAGCUCUUUUAACUUAACUUAAGUUUUUCUUUAUCUAUCUUUUGCCUCGGGGGUUAUUACAUUUCUCACUUCUGUAUAUCUUCCUUUCACUGCUUCUGGUGUCUAGCUGGCUGGCGGCUGCCUGGCCUCUGGCCCUAGGCAUCUCUCUCGUUCUUUCCUCUUCCUUCUCUUGUUCCUCUCCUGAGACUAUUUAUUCUCUCUGCCCCCCAGCCCUGCCCAUCCUUUCUCUGCCUGGCUAUUGGCUGUUCAGCUUUUUAUCAGACCAAUCAGGUGCCUUAGGCAGGCAAGGUGAAACAAAUGCAACUCAUCUUUACAUAGUUAAACAUAUACUACAAAUAAACAAGCACAGAAGUAACACACCUUCACACAGUAAAAGUAAUAAUGUUAAAACAACAUUCUACAGCACUUCCUACCAUCUAAUAUCCAGUCAAGGGUCUCAAUGUUUUUUUUUAACAGCUGGGCAUGGUGGCUCAAGUUUGUAAUCCCAGCAGUGGGUAAACUGAGGCAGAAGGAAGGUCACUAGGAGUUUGAGGCCAACAUGGGCUCCAAGAGAGUUCCAUAGAGCAUUUCUCAAGAAACCAUAAAGGGGGAAGGACUAUGGAGUUGGCUUAGUGAGUAAGAGCACUGCCUGGGAAAGCAAGGGGUCUGAGUUCAACUCUCCAGCACUCAGGUAUCAAGCUGGCCAUGGCCACGUGUUCCUGUGUUUGGGGCAGAGACAUUGUGAAUCCCAGGAUCUCACUCCUAAGCCAUUCAAGCUGAAACCUGAGUUUGGGAUGCUGUGUCAAAAUUCGGGGGAGGGGCUGGGAGAUGUCUCAGGGGCUAAGAGCACUGUGUUGCCCUUGCAAAGGAUCCAAUUUGUUCCCCACAUGAUGACUCACAACAUCUGUAACUCCAGUUCCAGGGGACCUGACACGCACAGGGUACACAGACACACGUGCCAGCAAACACUCAUAUGUAUAAAACAAAAAGAAGUAAAUCUAAAAAAAAUAAGGUGAAGCGAGAUAAAAGAUAUUUGACAUUUGCCUCUGGUCUUUACAUGUAUGUGCACAGGCACACAACACAUGCCUCCAUCCAUACAACUACAUAUGUACCACACACGCCAACCACAAAAGGGCUUAGGAUAUAGCACACCAGUAGACUGCUUGCCUAGUGCGCCAUGGAUUUGACCCCCAGCACUAUAUAAGAUGGUGCACACUUGUGAUUCCAGUGCUUGGGAGGUGGAGGCAGGAGGUUCAGGGACUUGAGUUCAUCCUUGACUAUAUACAUAUAUAUGCUAUGUAUGGAAUAUAUAUGAAAAAUAUGGAAUGUAUAGAAUAUGUAUACACACACACACACACACAUAUAUGGACUCAGUAAUAUGAUCCACGGACUGCCUUAGAACACUAAGCUCUGCAGAAACACUAAUGUCUGUAUGGGGAACUGUUGAUGUUUUGUUUCUCUCCCUGCCUCAGGAACCUCAGCGGAAUGACGAGAAGGGCUGAAAUGCUGCCAAACCAGGUCCUUUUCUGAUGGUGGCUGGGGCUCCGGUGGGGUUGGGAAAGUAAAGAAAAUAUAAUCUGUUUCCCUGUGUUGGCCUCUGACAGUGUCCGCUGUCACCACACUCACACCUGGGGUCUGCGGCAGUCACCCACCGCCGUGCUCUCAGCAUCUGGUCACAACAGAGUGUGGGAGGAAGGAUGGGGAAGGGCCACACGCUAUCCUUAAGGACUCACAUGCUGAAGGCUUGGUCCCCAGGCUGGGCUGCUUUUGGGAGGUGGUGGAGACAUUGGGAGGCGAGGCCUAGUGGGAGGAAGUUAGGUCAUUGGAUGGGUGUUCCAGAAGGGGCUAUUGGGGGGAUCAGGACCCCGACCUUUCCUUUCUCUCCUUGCUUUAUUGCCACCAUGAGGUGAGCUGCGAUGCACCAUGUCACCACAGGGCCAAGGCAAAGGGCCAUGCUAUGGACUGAGGCCUUUGAAACUGUGACCAGAAUUAACCUUUCCCCCUUGUGAGCUGACUGUCUUAAGCAUUUCAUGACAGUGAUGGGAAUCUGACUAAUCUGCAGUAUCCUUGGUGUGUAAGGCUAGACCAGUUGUUCCUGGCGGUCCAGCCUUAACUCCUCAUACUGGCAAAGCCAGUUGGUUACUUUUGUCAUGGCUUCAUUUCCAACAGCCUAAUUUAAGACAUGUUUGGAAAACUUUCCAUCGCAUAGUUAAGCGUUGAAGUGUGCCGGGCAGUGGUGGCGCACGCCUUUAAUCCCAGCACUCGGGAGGCAGAGGCACGUGGAUCUCUGUGAGUCCCAGGCCAGCUUGGUGUACAGAGCAAGAUCCAGGACAGCCAGGGCUGUUACACAGAGAGACCCUGUCUUGGAAACCAAAGAGAAAAGGAAGAGACAGGGGAAGGGUACUCCGAGAGUCAGAGAUGUCCCAGGUGAUAGGAGAGCGAUGCCAGCACUCCAGCCAGUCUGCGUUCAUCAUUCACAGUGGUGUUUGUUUGUUUUGGUUUUUUGACAGUCUCACAAUGUGGUGCCAGGGUAGCCUUAAACUCAGCCAUCCUGUCCCAGCUUUGAGUGCUGGGAUCACAGGUGCCAACUAUACUUGGCCACAUAUGGCAAUGCAAUUAUGGGUCAGUCUGGAAACCAUAAAGGAAGAAAGGUUGAGCAUGUGCAGCCAUAAACACUUGGCUGCCGGGCAGAAGGAUCAAUGUAGUCGACAAUGAGAAAGCAUCCAUCUUGUGCUGAAAGAGGUAACUUGUAAAGAUUUGUGUGGGAAUGGCCCAUGUGGAGGUCAGAAGACACCUUUGGAGAGGUCUGUCCUUUCAGCUUCAUAUGGUUCCAGGGAUCACCAGGCUUCCUGGCAAGCCCUUUACCCACUGAGCAAUCCUGCCAGACAAAUUGCCCAGGCUGGUCUCAGCUUAGACCUUUUUAUUGUUUGAGGGUCUCACUAUGUAGCCCUGGCUGUCCUGGAACUUAUGUAGAUCAGGCUGGCCUCAAACUCACAGGGAUCUGCUUGCUGCUGUGUCCUGAAUGUGUGUGCCACCACAGCUGGACCUUGGCAUCUCAACCUGCCAAGCCAUCACACCCAUCUAGGACUAACUCUUUGGUGACUUUUAUGUAGAUUUGGUGAAUAAAGGCUAUGGACUGGUGGUUCAUCGAAAACUGAAACCAAAUGGCUCUCCCAUAUUGAAAACAGCCCUCCCCCACCUGCAGUUAGUGGAGAGAUGCAAACAUUAACUGGCAGGGCCAAGUGCAUUUUCGAUGUUAGUUUUUCCUAACGCAGAGUCUGAAGGACGGGGCUGGGUAUAGAGAAAGGUAUAGAGAAAGAGUUCCUGGGUGGAUGAGGUACACAGAGGCCCAGAGAGGCUGGGAUCACCUAUGAAAACACCACCACUUUGCCCUUUAACUGCUUCCAUUCAUUCAUAAGUUUUCUCUAUGAAAAGAGCAAGCACACACAUGCACAGAACAUUACAGACACAAUGUAUGCCAGGCGGCGGUGGCGCACACCUUUAAUCCCAGCACUCGGGACACAGAGCCAGGCGGAUCUCUGUGAGUUCAAGGCCAGCCUGGUCUACAGAGCGAGAUCCAGGACAGGCACCAAAACUACACAGAGAAACCCUGUCUCAAAAAACCAAACCAACCAACCAAACAAACAAAAAACAAAAAACUGCUAGGCACAGUGGCACACACCCUUAGUCCCAGAACCUGGGAGAUGGAUCAGGAGUUCAUGAUCAGCCUCAGUUCUGUGAAACCCCUUCUCAAAAAAACCAAAACAAAAACCAUACACACACAAAAGCGAGGCAUGAGGCAGAGGCAGGAGGAUUUUUGUGAGUUCAAGGCCAACCUGCUUUACCACAUAGAAGUUCUAGGCCAGCCAGAACUACAUAGAGAGACCCUGUUUCCAACAAACAAAAAAUGGAGACUGGAGAGAUGGCUCUGUGGAGUGGGUUGAGUUCCCAGCACCCACAUGGGGGCUCCCAGUUGCCUGUAAAUCUAGUUCUGGGGAUCCCA
Messenger RNA from Peromyscus californicus insignis, 9930 nucleotides. It is a transcript of the gene Selenov, whose product is annotated as selenoprotein V. The transcript is spliced from 6 exons. Gene Ontology annotation, cellular component: cytosol. Gene Ontology annotation, biological process: response to selenium ion. Lineage: Eukaryota; Metazoa; Chordata; Mammalia; Rodentia; Cricetidae. The record is from RefSeq and is a predicted model, not a curated record.